AUUUCUCAGUGAGGCGGCGGCUACUGGGGGACCGGGGCCUUUUGUUUGGAGCAGCUGGGAGCGGGGGGCGCCCCCGGGAGAGGCGAGGCCGGCGGCCUUCCCCAGUUUGCUGGGCCCUGGCCGCCCCUCUAGGGGGUUGGGGGACCAACCCCUGGGCCGGCCUCGCCUCCGGUGCUGCCGUCCCGCCCUAGGCCCGCCCUGCCGCCCCGCCCGGCUAGCUUAAGGGGUGGAACCGGCCGGGCCUCCUCGCAGGGCCUAGCCACCUCCGGACUGAACGCCGCAGUCACUACCCGAACCGCAGGCCGCCCCUCGCCCCUCAGGCCGUCGCCAUGAAGAUCAAGGAUGCCAAGAAACCCUCUUUCCCAUGGUUCGGCAUGGACAUUGGGGGAACGUUAGUAAAGCUCUCGUAUUUUGAGCCUAUUGACAUCACAGCUGAGGAAGAACAAGAAGAAGUUGAGAGCUUGAAAAGUAUCCGAAAAUAUUUGACCUCUAAUGUAGCGUACGGGUCCACUGGGAUUCGGGACGUGCACCUCGAACUGAAGGAUUUAACCCUUUUUGGCCGAAGAGGGAACCUGCACUUUAUCAGAUUUCCAACCCAGGACCUGCCUACUUUUAUUCAAAUGGGACGAGAUAAAAACUUCUCAACCUUACACACGGUGCUCUGUGCUACAGGAGGUGGUGCUUACAAGUUUGAAGAAGAUUUUCGCACAAUUGGAAACCUCCACCUGCACAAACUGGAUGAACUUGACUGUCUUGUGAAGGGCUUGCUGUAUAUAGAUUCUGUCAGUUUCAAUGGACAAGCAGAGUGCUAUUAUUUUGCUAAUGCCUCAGAACCUGAGCGAUGCCAAAAGAUGCCUUUUAACCUGGACGACCCCUACCCGCUGCUGGUGGUCAACAUCGGCUCGGGAGUCAGUGUCUUAGCGGUGCACUCCAAAGACAACUACAAACGGGUGACCGGGACGAGCCUUGGAGGGGGUACCUUUCUGGGCUUAUGCAGUUUACUGACUGGCUGUGAGAGCUUUGAAGAGGCGCUUGAAAUGGCGUCGAAAGGUGACAGCACCCACGCCGACAAGCUGGUUCGUGACAUUUAUGGAGGGGACUACGAAAGAUUUGGUCUGCCAGGUUGGGCAGUAGCAUCUAGUUUUGGCAACAUGAUUUACAAGGAGAAGCGAGAAUCUGUUAGUAAAGAAGAUCUAGCAAGAGCUACUUUAGUUACCAUCACCAAUAAUAUUGGUUCUGUGGCACGAAUGUGUGCUGUUAAUGAGAAAAUAAACAGAGUUGUCUUUGUUGGAAACUUCUUACGAGUCAAUACGCUGUCGAUGAAGCUUCUGGCGUACGCACUGGAUUACUGGUCAAAAGGGCAACUAAAAGCGUUGUUCCUGGAGCAUGAGGGGUACUUUGGAGCAGUUGGUGCACUUCUUGGGCUGCCGAAUUUCAGCUAAAGCAUCAGGUUUUUCUCUGCUAAUGUCACCCAGGAGGAACUGCAAACCAGAGGCGUUUUAUUGUGUUAUUGUCACUGGGAACCAAAGGAUGAAAGAGUAGCACUAUUUCUGUUAAUUUUUAAAUGUCAAAACAGUAAAGCUGCUAAAUGUUGCCAUAUUACAGUGAGAACUGGGUAGCAGGUAAAGUGUUUCCGACUGAAAUGCUUUCCCCUCUGUACAUAGCCAGUGUUCGAUCCUUAAAUGCAAUACAGCCUCUGAUUAUUGACCUUCUCUCAAAAAGAUUUUCUAUUUUACGUAGCCAACAUCGCGGUACUGUACGCUUAAACGUAAAUCUAUAAAGUCUCAGACGUGUUUAGCUCAUGAAAAUAAUGAAUUCUGAGUGUGUGUUACAAGUCUGUUCUGUGUGUGCUUUGAUUACUGGUAAGCAGACAGUAACGUACCCUGUAUCAAAAUUAAUUGAAAUGGCAAUCAAGGAUGAUCAUUUUUAUGUGAUUUUAGAAAUGUUAAGGGAAUAUUAAUUAUUCAUUAUCAUAGUUUUCCUAACAUACCCCCACCAGAAUCAUGUUUUUAUCUUUUCCCAGAAGUACAACCUUUUACAAAUGCUAUAAUUUAAUUGAAAUACUGUUCUUAAAUAGCAGUCUUAAUUUCCAACAGAUACUAGAAAAUGCACAUAUUUGGUGGCAUUGCACUUCCUGUAUUUUAUUCGUUAACAGUAUAUUUUAAAAUGCUUAAUUUCUUAAUUGGACGUUUAAUCACUUACUUGAAAGUCCGUGAUGAGGCCCGGGGACUGCUCUGGUGGAGUGUGGUUUGCGUGGGGGAGUUCUUCCUGUGCCACAGGCCUGCCAGGCCCAGACUCAGCGCUGCCUGUUUAAUUCAGUCUGAACCAUCAGAGCUAAAGGCUUGUUUCUAUUACGAACAGCAGCGAAAUCACCCUUAUUCUAAGUUGAUGGUAUGGCAGUCCAAGAGCUGUUUUGGAACUCUGCAGCUGAGUCAGUGCUGCAGAAUUUUGAAAGAAUCAGUGUUCUGUACGUUCUGGUGAUAAAAGAAUUAUAGUUCCAAAACUUACAAAUCUCUUGGCCUUAGAAUUUGUUCUCUAUUCUGAAUUAUUUUUAUACUGUUAUAAAUCUUUCCAGAUUUUCACUUUGGUAGGUCAGCAAAGUUGUGAAACUAUUUCUCAUGGUUUAUGAGAUAGGGAGACUUAGGAAAACUAUUCACUUCCUUAAAUUAUCAGUAAAGCAGAAUGUGCUUUGAAGAAGAGCUUAAAAGUUGUUUACAGGAAGAAGUAUUACGAUGUGUUUUUACAGAAUCCAGUUUUGCCCCAUAGAGAAUAGUUUCCAGCAGACUAUCAAGAGGUGCUUGAUAAAGACAUUUCUCAAUAUUUUCAAAACUUAUGUUCAACUACUUAAAUUUUAGUUUUUUCUACCUAAAGACAUUAACAUGAAUAAUAGAAGUGAAUGUGUAGAGGGGAAAGUAUAUCCAUGUAAGUUUUUAGAAUAUUUAGAACUUUGAAUUCAUGUCAAUCAGUAGUCACUUAGAAAACCUACUGCUAAACAUUAGUGUUUCCAUUGUAGACUAGAUCAUUUCAGCCAAACGUUAUCUAUUCAGUUUAUUGAAAAAUGUGUUGAUCUGGGCAUCUGUACAAAAGUUUUCUUUUGAAUGACCAUGACUUCCCGUCCUGUUUCCUCGGCACACUGUCCUCCCACCAUUAGCGGUCGCAGGGCGGGGUGGUCUGUAAGAAGGAAGAGCAGGGGCCACAGUCUCAGCUCAUUGGACCAGCACGCUGCUCCGUGUGCGGCUGGGGUUCGGACUUCUCGUCCCUAAGGAUCAACAACCAUCUGAUGGAUCGCCUGUGCAGGGACUGCCGCCUCAGUGUGCUUGCACUUGGCUUUUCUCGAGUGUGCUCUAGAAUUAGGGUGAAGGCUGCCAAAAGUCCAGUUUUUGAUUCUGAUCUCAAGGGAUUGCUUGAGAGAACACGAAGGUGAGUGGGUUCAGGGCCGAUCCCAGUCCGUGUAAUGCCUCAAGGCUCUGCUCGUGGAGGGUGCUGGUGGAAGUGUGGCGUGAGCCCCACGGGAUUUCACACUUAGCGUUACCCAGAGACUGGUGAGGUGCCGUUUCAUUAUGUAUUUCUAUUUAAUUCAGUGUACCCGGUGUGUUAUUUCAACGUGUAAUCAAUACUAAAAGUUAUCUAGGAGAUAUUAUACUUUUUUUGUACUUAGUCUUCAAAACCAGUUUGUGUUUUAAUACUUACAGCACAUCUCAGUUGAGACCAACCACACUUCAAGUUCUCAGGGGCCACAUUAGGGCAGUGGCUCCUGUAUUAGUGCCAUUUUAGAGCUGGCUCUUAAAAAGGAGUGCCAUCCCAGGUCCAUGGAAACGUCACGAAUGGGCUUUUAAAAGAAUGUUUGAGAGGGGAGAGAUGUGGGAAACUUAUCUUUUAAAAAGAGGGGAUAGGAAGUAGCUUGUUUGGACUAGUUCACUUUAUACAGAAAAGCUGUGUUUUUUAAAAUAUUUAUUUUUAGAGAGAGGGGAAGGAAGGGAGAAAGAGAGGGAGAAAAACAUCAAUGUUUUUGAAACACCCCCUACUAGGAGCCCAACCUGGCUUGCAGCCCAGGCAUGUGCCCUGACUAGGAAUCAAACCCAUGACCCUUUGGUUUGCAGGCUGGUGCUCAGUCCACUGAGCCACACCAGCCAGUGCAUAUAUUUCUGACCAUUCCAAAAAUACCUUAUGUUGCCUUCCAGUGGCAUUGUGGUACAUCUCAGCUUUUCCAGUGACAACGAUAAAGUUGCCCAAGACACAUUCCGUCUGUCCUCAGCAGUCCCCAGAAUGCACAUCCCCUUCCCUGAAGCAAAUUGGACGAGGCCAGUGACUUCAGUUUGGCCCCACAUUAGCUAAUUUCAUUUUGAGAGGCUAGUCUUAAGGGAUUAAAAAGAAGCCCUAUUAAUUCUUUGUUGAGUUACAUAAACAAAAGAGAAUCUUUAAUUUUUGGGUUUAAUUUUCAUUCUUAAGAACUCCGAUAACAUUUUUCAAAUGCAGGGAGCACCGUCAGUUGUUUUGAGGCUUAGUAAAGGACACAAAGUCUAGAACUUUGCACCACCGAAACCACCCCUCAGAAAGGACCGCCUUUUAACUAGAGACUGCAGAACUAAUGCCUUUCAGUUCUACACCCUGACUUCUCCAAAGACAGAGUAUUAGUCGACGUGCCUGCCUGUUAACAUGGGCAGUUCCUUGUUCAGAUGCUCCAACUGAAAUACAUGGACCCUCAAUUAGCCAGCGCUACACGUGGUAAUUGACCAUUCCUUAACAGGUUUGGAAUAUUUGCCAAAUGUUAGGCUCUAUAAAGGUUGCUGAGUUUCUUGCCUUUGUGUGCAGAUGUGAUUGCCGUACUGUACAUCCUGGCUUCUGAAAGUUUCCUUUCUGUGAGCUGAGUGGUGCGGCCAAGAGGGAGAGUCACCCCUCCAUCGGGCGGUGAUUUCUAAGGCUGCGUUCUCGGGUGGAAUGCUGAGCAAGGCGAGAGCUUCCAGAUGUCCUUUGUAACCACUGUUUGAGAUGGAAAGUUUUUCAUAGUUUGUUCAUCAUUUGGGGUGGGGGGAGAAUGUUCUUCAAUCUAUUGCAUUCGAGAAUGUAGUUUAGAAAUUCUCCUUUAAAGCCAUGUCAAGACUGAAAGAAUAACCACCAAAAAAAUAAGUGUGCAUUAUUUUUCACUUAAUUUUGUUUUGUGGUCUAUAUAAACAAAGUACUAGAAAUACAUUGCCUUUUGUAAUAAUACUGUUUGACCUGUUGGAGAUGAUUUGCCAGGAAAUGUCAGCGAUGGCCUGUUUGCCCAAUAAGUUGGUUUAUUUUAGUGUUUUAUUGUAAUACUGAAGGAAUUUGGCCAACUUUGUUUCUAUCAUCAGAUAAUCUCAAAAUAAUGUGCUUUAUACUAACACCUACUUUCAAUAUUUUAGACAGUAGUUGUCUUAUAUUUUCUACUGAGCCUGGUAAUGGGCAAUGACCCAAAUAGGAGUUUUUUCCUCCUUUAAAGUAUUGAGUAACCUGUCUUUAAAAAUGGUGUUGUGGAGAGUGACUGGGCCCAGCUUUUCAGCCAUCUCUGACUUUUGAGUGAUGUCUGCUUGCAAAUGUGCAAAUGUCUUGGCAGCCCCUGGAGCUUCUCGUGUCUGCCUGCGUGUCCAGUAGACGCGGGGUCACCACUUGGUGUUGUGUUAGGAACAGUACCUGUGACCGGUCUGGCUUUGCUCAGUGUGAUUUCCUUUACUUAUAAAAUGAGGACGUUGAUUCCUUACAACGGGAUUGCCAGUUAUCAGGUUCCUGGGAAAGACAGUUACUUGCUUUGUUUGUGGCAACAAUUAAAAGUCUGGUCACAUAUUAGCAUCAUGUGUUAGAAUUAAUUCCAUCUGUUCACAUUGACUGGUACUAGACUUUGAAUUCCCACCCAAACCAGUAGCAUGGUGUCGGUUAUUUCUCAUCACAUUAAGUUAUUGCCUAUAAUGGCCAAAUAGAUAACUUUAAAGCAAUAUGAAGGGGUGUGUGUAUAUUACAGUGUGUGUGUGUGUGUUUGUGUACUUUAAUUUGUACAACUAUCUGGGAUUUUCGUUGUGCUGGCUUCAAAGUUACAUGGGCAUUAUAACUUUAUUUACAUUCUGGCUCUUUCUGUAGUCAAAAGUUAGUUUUCUUACACAUUUUUAGCUGCCACUAAUUUUGUUUUUAAAAGAACUAAUAAUGAGGAUUGUAUUUUUCAAAGGAGUGAAUGAAGUUAAAAAUUAAGAUUUUGGAUUAUAUAAAUUUGCAACUAAAUUUCGGUUUUAAAAUAGUGCUUUUUUUUUUUUUUUGCUGUUAACAUCUUUCAUACAUUGCAGUGCUUACAGUUUGGCAGCUUUUCAAAGGAAGCGUCAGCUUUGAUAUAAUUCGUCAAGUACAAGUGCGUACUGCAGACAGUUUGCGGUCCUUCUAGCCGUCCACCCCGUCUGUGCGUUGUGUGGUGAUCUCACCUGGCAGUCAGGAGUUGUCACAGAUGUUAAGCCAUUUUAAAAUUUGCCACUUUUUUAUGAGGUACGCUUUUUAGUUUAUAACAUUUAGAAUGAGAGGUAACUUUAUACACCUGACAUCAAUUCACUGGUCUCCUUGUCCAAAUAUAAUGAAUGGAAGUAGAUGUCAAUCAUGUUAAGAUGGUUUCUCAUUUUUAUACAUUGUGUGCUCUCGCUUUUUUUGACUUUUUAAACAAGUUCAUUUGUCUUAAUUCUGCCCAGUUACUGACCAAAUCAUACGUAGGCAUUUGUAUGGGCUGAGUUUGUUCACACAAGCCACUUCCGUGUGAGCUGCCUUACUCUGCCGCGUCCUCCCGUCCAGUCCAGCUGAGUGUGUACAAACCGCUGACACUGAACCUCUGAUGUAAAGAUGUACGAUGUAUAAUGAACUAAGUUAUAGCCUGUUGUAACCUAUAAAACAUUUCGUGUAAAUUGUCUAAUUUAUUUUUUCAUUUAUGUACAGUUUCUUAUGUAAAUUUUUAAAAUACUCGUGGCCUGUUCUGGAACAUCUCAUACUCCUCCUUAAUGCUGCUUUGCAUGAAAGAAACUUGGGUUUUGCUGGUUCGCGUCGUAUGGCCACUGAGCCAGCUUCAGUCCUCUGCCUUCUUUUCUGUAGUUUAACUUUUUCUAGUGUUGUUCAUAUUCUAAGUAAAUGUUAAAGUCCUGCUUAUUUCCUACUUUCCAAAUAAAUUCUCUAAGUUGUUUA
Molecule: messenger RNA, 7170 nt
Organism: Artibeus jamaicensis (Jamaican fruit-eating bat)
Lineage: Eukaryota; Metazoa; Chordata; Mammalia; Chiroptera; Phyllostomidae
Gene: PANK3
Product: pantothenate kinase 3
Exons: 7
Coding region: 330-1442 (370 amino acids)
Biological process (GO): coenzyme A biosynthetic process
Cellular component (GO): cytosol; nucleus
Molecular function (GO): pantothenate kinase activity; ATP binding
Source: RefSeq, a predicted model, not a curated record